GUGUAUCACAGCGGGGUAUUGUCAGAGUCAAGCGGAAUCUGCCGACCCGAAUCGUCAGACUGGUGGCGGACUGAAGCUGAGGGUGUGUACACCCAGGCAGCCGGUGUCACCGUCACCGUCACUCUGUGGACGUUCUCUGUGUGAGGGAUAGAAGAGCUUCUUAAAGAAGAAGUAACAGGUCUGUGAGAGCCGGAAAUCUCGCUGCUUGUCAGGAUGCCAGUGCCGGAAUCUCGACACCUUUCGGAAUGCCGGACUCCCGACCACCGGGAUCCCGAAUAAAGCCCCCAGAGUGAUGUAACAGAGACUGAUUGUGGGAAGACACUUGGGACGUAAUGUUCUUGCUGAGUCAUUUGUAGAUUUACACAUGGCUAUUUCUAUCACUGUCUUGGACUGCGACCUGCUGCUUUAUGGCCGAGGACACCGUACACUUGAUCGAUUUCGGCUGGAUGAUGUCACCGAUGAGUACUUGGUGUCGACGUAUGGAUUUCCCCGUCCUUUUAUAGACUACUUGGUUGAGCUGUUAGGUGGCAGCCUAUCCCGACCAACUCAGCGUUCUCGAGCAAUCAGCCCCGAAACUCAGAUCAUGGCAGCUCUAGGAUUUUAUACCUCUGGUUCUUUCCAGACGCGCAUGGGUGACACAAUUGGAAUCAGUCAAGCUUCUAUGAGCCGUUGUGUUACCAACGUCACAGAGGCUUUGGUGGAAAGAGCUUCACAGUUUAUUUGUUUCCCGCAGGAGGAGGUGUCCGUACAAAGGCUUAAGGAUGACUUUUACAGCUUGGCUGGGGUUCCAGGGGUGCUAGGGAUUGCAGACUGCACACACAUAACCAUUAAAGCCCCUAAUGCAGAAGACUUGUCAUAUGUGAACAGGAAGGGCUUGCACUCACUAAACUGCCUCCUUGUGUGCGACGCUCAAGGGGUCCUUCUAUGGGCUGAGACACACCGACCCGGCAGCACACAUGACAAUGUAGUCCUACAUCAGUCCGACCUCUCUUGUCUGUUUGAGACAAAAAUGCACAAGGAAGGUUGGAUGCUCGCAGACAGCGCUUUCCUUCUCCGGCCUUGGCUCAUGACCCCAGUGCAAAUACCAGAGAGCCCCCAAGAGUAUCGUUACAACAUGGGUCACUCCGCCACUCACAGUAUCAUGGAGCGCACGCAGCGAGCUCUUCGCCAGCGUUUUCGCUGUCUGGAUGGCUCUCGGGCAACACUGCAGUACUCGCCUGACAAAUCUGCUCAGAUAGUCCUGGCUUGCUGUAUACUACACAAUAUCGCACUGCAGCAUGGCCUGGACAUCUGGUGCGAGUCUGGGACUACUGUCAUGGAGACGGAAGAGGACUGUAAUAGUAUGGAAGUAACAGAGACUGAGGCUUAUCGCAUGAGACAAGAACUUAUCCUAACUCAUUUCAGCUGACGCUGAUUAUAAGAUACAUUGCAUCAAGACUUCAUUGCUAAAACAGUUCUGACAAAUAUAAAUUGUCCACAGUUGACUUGUGGGAGUAAAUAUAAUAGCCUGUGACUUGGCGAGUCCCAAGCGAGUCUGUCAGAUGUUUUAAAGAGGCAAUCAUUUAAAAGCAAAAACUAGGAUGUAGUAGCCUACAAGUCACAGGCUGUUACAUUUCCCCCGUUACCUCCCUAGUGCAGUACAUUCCCAGUUUAGCAUGAAGUGGAUUAUGGGCCUAAAUCAAGGUUGAUUGCAAAACAACAUUGUUCUCUAAUGGGCAAAACCGUGUGCAGUGCAGGUGGGGCAGAUGUAACGUACAGAGAGAGUUGUAUUUGGGUGUGGGGUGUGUUCAAACUGAAAUCUAAAUUGCAGUGUAAAAAUAAAGCAGACAGUAUUUACCCUGCACAGAAACAAUAUAACCCACCCAAAUCUAACUCUCUCUGCACAUGGUACAUCUGACCCACCUGCAGUGCACAUGGUUUUGCCUAUUAGAGGAAAAUGAUGUUGUGCAAUCAACCUUGAAUUAGUCCCUAUGUCCACAGGAAAUGGGACAGUCAGGGAUGAAGCAUUUUAUAGUAAUCUUUGGUUGGACAUGUACAUUUCUAACACAUUAAAGGAAAGGUAAUAGUAUUGUAUAUAUGGGUUGUGUGAUCACAUAGAAGACACCCACAUGUAGCAUAAAUGUAUAAUAUACAAGUUAAUAUUUUUUUGAACAUCUAAAUAAAUU
Molecule: messenger RNA, 2165 nt
Organism: Pseudophryne corroboree (corroboree frog)
Lineage: Eukaryota; Metazoa; Chordata; Amphibia; Anura; Myobatrachidae
Gene: HARBI1
Product: harbinger transposase derived 1
Exons: 5
Coding region: 365-1408 (347 amino acids)
Source: RefSeq, a predicted model, not a curated record